AUGAACCAGCAAACGAUUUUCGUGAAUUCUGAACAGCAAUGCUACGAAAUGUUUUCCGAACCAGUGCACUUUCCACUCGACAUCGGCAAUGAGCAGCUCAUCAUCACCAUGCAGGAUCAACGAACUAUUAUUGAUCGCCGGAAUUGGUACCUGUCACGCCCUCCAAACAUUAUGCCGUCUGAUGCGGUGCCUUCAUCGAGAAGAGAGAAAGAACCAAUCAACUUGUAUUCCUUGAUAGCACAAUUGUGGCAAGUAUUAAACGGAAUAAGUGCACACUUGCAAAUCCCCGCAAAGUCUGGUCAGCCUAUGCAACUUGGACCUGAGAGACCGUUCUGCUUUCACUAUGAGAAACAAACCGAUACGGAAGAUUUACCAUACUUUCAAAACUACGAUCGUUUGAAGCAUGGCGAAAAGGUGAUCAGACAUGUGCACUAUGUUGUGGAGAGCGCCGUGAAAAAUAGGGCCACAAACACGGAAACGGAUCAAAACAACGAACGGAUGGAAAUUGAGGAAUUAACGGAUAUUGAAGAUAUCAUGGCUCAUGUCACCGGUGUGAAAUAA
Anopheles maculipalpis is the source of this 561-nucleotide messenger RNA. RefSeq lists its product as uncharacterized. The transcript has 2 exons. The record is from RefSeq and is a predicted model, not a curated record. Lineage: Eukaryota; Metazoa; Arthropoda; Insecta; Diptera; Culicidae. The coding region runs from base 1 to 561 and encodes 186 amino acids.